This is a messenger RNA of Histoplasma mississippiense, 387 nucleotides long. RefSeq lists its product with no specific name. Gene Ontology annotation, biological process: mitochondrial electron transport, cytochrome c to oxygen. Bases 1 to 387 code for a protein of 128 amino acids. The transcript has 4 exons. The record is from RefSeq and is a predicted model, not a curated record. Gene Ontology annotation, cellular component: mitochondrial inner membrane. NCBI's taxonomy places the organism in Eukaryota, Fungi, Ascomycota, Eurotiomycetes, Onygenales, Ajellomycetaceae. Gene Ontology annotation, molecular function: enzyme regulator activity.
AUGUUCCCUCGUGUUUCAGUUUUUCGCCUGGCCCAGCGAACUGGUGUCCCCGCGACCCGUUCGUCGCCCGUCCGGUCUGGGGUUCUCCAACGUCGAUUCAACAGCACCGAGCAAAAGCUUCCCCCACUCCCUGACAAUGCCUUUAACCGUGAAAGAGCUGCUGUAAAAGCUCAUGCUGCAGCUACCAGUGACUUGUGGCGGAAACUUUCCAUCUACGCUGUCGUGCCCGUCGUCCUUCUCGCCAGUAUCAAUGCCUACAACCUGUGGAAUGAGCAUUGGGAACACUGGGAGCACAUGCCACCUUUGGAAGAGCGGGUAGAAUACCCUUACCAAAACAUUCGAAACAAAAAUUACCCCUGGGGUGAUGGCGAUAAGACCUUGUUGUAA